Balaenoptera acutorostrata (minke whale) is the source of this 2145-nucleotide messenger RNA. RefSeq names its product RNA binding motif protein 7 (gene RBM7). The coding region runs from base 339 to 941 and encodes 200 amino acids. The transcript has 6 exons. Gene Ontology annotation, molecular function: single-stranded RNA binding. The record is from RefSeq and is a predicted model, not a curated record. Gene Ontology annotation, biological process: regulation of alternative mRNA splicing, via spliceosome. NCBI's taxonomy places the organism in Eukaryota, Metazoa, Chordata, Mammalia, Artiodactyla, Balaenopteridae. Gene Ontology annotation, cellular component: nucleus.
AGGGGGCGAUGCUGAGAUGGGGGCGGCGGCAGCCGAAGCGGAUCGUACUCUCUUUGUGGGCAACCUUGAAACGAAAGUGACAGAGGAGCUCCUUUUCGAGCUUUUCCACCAGGUUAAUUUCCACGCAGUGGGAUAAUGAUGGAUGUUGGUCGCCUUGUUAAAGUCAUAAAGUGCUGUGAAAUGUAAAUUCAGUCGGUGAUUGGGUUUCCGGUUCCUUAUGGGCUCCCUCCCUCCAAGCUGGGCCAGUAAUAAAAGUGAAAAUUCCAAAAGAUAAGGAUGGUAAACCAAAGCAGUUUGCGUUUGUGAAUUUCAAACAUGAAGUAUCUGUUCCUUAUGCCAUGAAUCUGCUUAACGGAAUCAAACUUUUUGGAAGGCCCAUCAAAAUUCAGUUUAGAUCAGGAAGUAGCCAUGCCUCACAGGAGGUCAGUUUGUCAUAUCCCCAGCAUCAUGUUGGAAGUUCAAGCCCUACUUCCACAUCUCCUAGCAGGUAUGAAAGGACAGUGGAUAACAUGACUCCAUCAACACCGAUAAUUCAAAGAUCUUUCUCUUCUUCAGAAAAUCUUCAGAGACAAGCAGUGAUGAACAAUGUUUUGAGACAGAUGUCAUAUGGAGGGAAAUUUGGUUCUCCACAUCUGGAUCAGUCAGGAUUUUCCCCAUCAGUUCAGUCACAUAAUCACACUUUUAACCAGUCUUCAGCCUCCCAGUGGCGCCAAGAUACACCAUCAUCACAGCGAAAAGUCAGACAGAAUUGUCAUCCCUAUGUAGUGGAUAGACAUUAUAGCCGUGAACAGCGUUACACUGACCAUGGGUCCGACCAUCAUUACAGAGGAAGCAGAGAUGAUUUCUUCUAUGAAGAGAGAAAUCACGAUGGCUGGAGCCAUGACUAUGAUAACAGAAGAGACAGUGGUAGAGAUGGAAAAUGGCGCUCAUCUCGACACUAACAAGUGUUAAAGGGAUGUUUUCAUAGGGUCAUUCUAGGCCCUUUUUGUUAAGUUGUUUCUGGGAAUGUUUUCUUAAACUCUAUAGAGCAGCUUUACAAGUUGCCACAUUUCUUUAUAAAAUUUUUAAAACUUAAUUGCAGUCCAAUACAGAAAUGAGAAUUGUGGUUCUAGUUUUAUUACAUUAAUAACCUUUCACCUCAGGGUUUUAAGAAGAGGAAAGGGUUUUAUGCUAAAGAAAGUGCCACAAUUCCUAAUCAUUUUAGACAGUUGAGGAAGGGAUGUAUUAUAUGGAUUAGUUGUAUUAUGAAGCAAAUAUUUUAAUUAUCUGUUAUCUUUUUGUAUUGCAAGAAAUUUCUUGUUAGGGAAUCAGAUUUUGGUGUAUAUAAUGGAAAACAUUCAAGUUGAUAGUCUGAAAUGACUCAGUAUUUUGUUACUAAAUGAGAAAAUGUAAAUUCAGUGAUUCAUUUUACUAACAUUUGAGAAAACCUUUUGGUCAAGUUUGGGGAUAAAUCAUAUUAUUUAACUUAGAGAACUUAAGUGUAAGUUCUGUGACAUGAUCUUGAGUUUUACUGUAAGUGAGCGUACAAGUAUACAUUUACACAUGCUGGUUCAUUAUAAAAUUUUAGAAUUUGCUCAUUAAAUCAUGUUUGAUGUAUGACUGAAGUCACUCAGGAAGUUAAAUAUCUCUAAAUGUAUUUUUUUUACAGUAAAAAUACAGUGUUAAUGUAAAUCUUUUUCUGGAAGAACAAAAAUGUAAAUGCAUAGUCAGAUAAAAUAGUAAAAUGUUUUACUGAAAGUAUUCUUUUUUGGGAAAAAAAGGUUCACGAAACCUUUAAGUGCUGCCUCUAUCACUCAAAUUUCUAAAAUUUUAACAUGUUCAAAGUGCAAGGGCACAUUUUAUUAUGGAGAUUGUACAGGGUUUUUUUGGUUUUGUUUGAACAUUUGAAAGAAUUUAGUCUAAAACACUUUGAUUUAAAAUUUUUAAAGUCUUGUUUAACAAAACUUUUAUGUAUCAAUAUGCCGUUUCCCUUUCAUUGUAGAACUUGUUUAUAAAAAUUCAUUCCUUGAAAAAUUUGGAUCCUUUUUAAUAUUAACUACAACAUUUGUACUAUGUUGCUUUUUAAUAUAUUGAAAACAAAAAGGAGGGGUGUGUCUUUUUUUUUUGACAUGACUAACAUUGUACACAAAAAGCUAGCAGCAUACU